This is a messenger RNA of Quercus robur (English oak), 501 nucleotides long. RefSeq lists its product as uncharacterized. The record is from RefSeq and is a predicted model, not a curated record. Lineage: Eukaryota; Viridiplantae; Streptophyta; Magnoliopsida; Fagales; Fagaceae. The transcript has a single exon. The coding region runs from base 1 to 501 and encodes 166 amino acids.
AUGUCAGUAGGUAGGUUCCCGACAGAGCCAGGCGAAAGGGAAUCCAAGAGGGCUAGAGGGAGAGUGCCAUUAAUUGGAUUCACGGAAGAGGACAAGGAGGGAACUAUUCAGCCCCAUGACGACGCCCUAGUCGUGACACUCAGAAUAGGAGGUUAUGACGUGAGGAGGGUGUUAGUUGAUCAGGGCAGCGCCGUGGAGGUGAUGUACCCGGACCUAUAUAAAUGGCUGAAUUUAAAGCAAGAGGACCUGUCGCCAUACAACACUCCUCUGCUUAGCUUUGAGGGAAAAAUCGUCAUCCCUAAGGGCAUGAUCAGAUUGCCUGUGCAAACAGACAUAGAAAUAGUGGAAGUAGACUUCAUUGUGGUGGACGCAUACUCACCCUACACGGCUAUUGUGGCACGGCCAUGGCUUCACACGCUAGGGGCUGUGUCGUCUACCCUACACCAGAAGGUGAAGGAAUGGCCAGGCAUUGCAUGGUAUCGGCCAUUGCUCGACGAUUAA